AUGCGCAGCCACUGUGGGGCCCCUGGGAUUCCAGGAGACGAUGGAAGCGUCGACUUGGCAUCUGCAGAUUUUCACCCCCCACACGCGCUGGCUAUGGCCGAGCUCACGGGAGCCUUCGUGAUUCCUGAAGAGGCAAUCCUAGGCGGUGCACACCGAAAGCUCCCCGAUGAGCAAGAUAGACUCCCCGAAGACGUUGCAUCGCAAGCGAUGGAAGGCAGCGCUGUUUGUGAGAGACCGUUUCCCGAGGUUGGCAGCGUCUCAUCGCCAUCAGGAGCAUCGAGCUCCCCCCCUGCCAGACAACGCAAGAGAGAGCCUCGCUCGGAGAGCCUCUCUGGAGACUCGCCCGCACCGACGCGAAGGGGGCCCCAACACCCCAGCAGUGGAGUAGGUGGUGCCUCGGGGGCCCCUCAGGCUUCCCUUGCGGAGGCGAGAUUGAAGGCAGCAGCAGGAGCAGCCGCCUCCUCCUCUAGAAGGCUUCGAGCGCAGGAGAGGGGCCCCCAGGGGCCUCUUGGCGAAGCCCACGAAACGAAUCGACGCGUGCGUUUCUGGUGGCUUCGCACUGCGCAGUCCCAGUCCUCGGCGGCGGAGACACCCCACACUUUGCCAAACACACCGGGGGGGCCCUUUUUCCCCCCGCCUCUUGGGGGCCCCUCAGCGGCUCCCUUCUUCGGGAUGAACAACAAGUGCCAGCGACUUCCAGGCUCCCGAGCGGCGCUGCUCCCUAAACCAGCACGGAUUUCCUCCGCAGUUCCCUGCAGCAGUCGAAAGGCGGGGGCAGUCCUCGAAAGGGCAUCCUCGGAAAGAGGCACUGGAAGGGUCACAUGCGCGUAUGCGGCUUCACGGAAGCCCCCUUUGGCCAGACGCGCCUGUAGCACAUGCAUCAAGUUCCCACGAGCGCUCCAGCUGUCGCUUCCUGCACCCCUGGCGACUAUCCCACUCGAGGGCGGGGCUGCGCUCGAAGCCGCAGAGGGGGCUGCCAGUGACUCCUCCCCCAGCGUGGGAGCAACCGUGCCGCAGCACGACGCGACUGGUGAUGUGAGCCUACAAGGAGAUCCGAGGAGGAGCAGCUGUGUCUCCCUAAACAGCCUUUCUAGGGGGUCUGGAGGCGCCUUCGCGAACCGCAGUCCGCUGGUGCACCCGCAGUUGAGUGGAGAGAGGGAGCGCCCUUUUCUGCAUGCGCGCGAGGGGCCCCCUCGGAAGGACCCCCUGGCAGUGCAAGGCGUAUCCCUCGCCGCUACGCGUGCUGCUGCUGUUGCGAAGGCUGCCGCUGCCGUUGCCGCUGCUGCGCAAGCCGAAGUAGAAGCGGCAGCAGCGGCUGCGACCUGGGGAGACACUGGAGAGUACUACGGGGCUGGCUGCAGUGUCGCUUCUGCGGGUGGACACCGGAGGGAGCAGCUAAUGCUGGUUCUGCGACUGUUACUCCUCCUGCCUCCCGAGCUCCAGCACGCAGUGCAGGCCAGACUCUUUAUGCUGCAGCAGCGACAGCGGCAUCGGCAGCCUCUACGGGAGCCGAACGCGCGGUGGACACAUCGGGCAGCAACAACAGCGAGCCUCCCCGGCGUGUCCGUGCUAUCGUCUGGGCCCCUCGUCGAAGACUUCUCGAAGGAUGACCGCCAGGAGCAGCAAGUGUGGGAAGUCGAUUCGACUGUAAUGAGCCUUUAUAUGUCCGCAACGCUGCAAGCCUCUGCGAUGCUCCAGCUGACACCAGGCAGGCACGCGGAGACGCGGCAAGCGGUGGAUGCAGCAGCAGCAGCAGGGGUUAGAGGCGUGGAUCUCUUUGCAAGCAACAGAGUCACCAGCAGCUGUACAUGCGGGACUGCCGCCGUUGGUGCAAUGCCUCUCUGCCCCGUUGUAGCAGCGUUGCCUGUUCACGAACAGAGCGGCUUGCUGCCGCGGGAGGUGCGGCCACAAAAAUCCUCUUCGAAAGGGGAGGACGGAGCUGCCGAUUGCGUGUGCGCGAGCUGUGGAGGGGCAUUGCAGGCUUCCUGCUGCAGCCGCUGGGGCUUUGCUGCCACACAGCAUGCCGUUUCACAUGCGUUUACGGAGGUGUCUGGAAGUUCCCGGAGAGCUUGCGGGCCGCAUUGUGGGUCCCUUGAGCAGUGUCUCGAACACGGGGGGCAAGCGCGCUGGUGGGAGUGCGGAGCUCUGCAGAAGUCUGCAUGCAGGAUCUUGCACGAGGGCACAACUUGUGGGGCCCUCUCCCCCCCUGCAACAGCAGCCGCUGAUGCGAGAGGAAGAUGCUGGAGUGGCACCCGCAUCGGCGCCCACGCAUGA
Cyclospora cayetanensis is the source of this 2274-nucleotide messenger RNA. RefSeq lists its product as uncharacterized. Lineage: Eukaryota; Apicomplexa; Conoidasida; Eucoccidiorida; Eimeriidae. The transcript has 5 exons. The record is from RefSeq and is a predicted model, not a curated record. The coding region runs from base 1 to 2274 and encodes 757 amino acids.